CUUGGUACGAUUUGAAUAAUCAUUUCAAUUUCGUAGAAAGGUCAUUGAAACCAUUAACGAUGCAUUGCUGAUUGACAGUUCUCUACGAAAAGAACUCUCCGAAAAAACGCGCAUUGUCCGAAAAUUAAGAAAAGAUUAAAGCAUACAAAAUCAUUCGCGGCAAGGUAUCAACCAAUAAGAUUCAUCGGACCUUGAGUUUCCCUCACCUUCAGGUAUACAACGAAAGUAUGACCGACUAAACAGUGUUAGUGAGAUUAAACACUUUGGGUUGGUUCUCGCUUGUCCCGCGUGCAUAGUAAAUGUAAAUGACAUUUAAAAAAACAAGGCACUAUGCCUCGAAAAUUGUUAAAAUUUCUUAUAUUGUUCGAUAAUACGUCGUUACUUUAUUUCCCCGGGCAGUUCUUAUCGGGACGAGUACUUAUUGAACUUCAAGAUGACACACCUGCACUUGGUCUACACUUCCACGUGGUUGGAGAAGGUGUGGUCAGAGUCCGCACACCUCGCCAAGAACGAGUUUACGACAGAGAAUACUACAUAGAUUUUAGAAUGAGAUUACUUGGUGAACCUGGUCAGGGGCCAUCUGUACUAUCUCCAGGAAUUCACAGUUUUCCCUUUAAAUUAGGUUUGCCACUAGGUCUUCCUUCAACAUUCUUGGGUAAACAUGGCUGGGUACAGUAUUACUGUAAAACAGCCUUGAGAGAACCAAAUGGUCUUACUCACAAAAACCAACAGGUUUUCAUAGUGAUGAACCCAAUUGAUUUGAAUUUAGAACCCGCUGUUUUAGGAACUGUUUCGGGACAGCAAGCCUUCAAAUGUGAAGUUGAACACAAGUUUGGAGUCGUAUGCGUUGGAUCUGGAGCUGUGGUCUGUAAAGUUACCUUGAACAGGGGAGGAUAUGUGCCAGGAGAAAGUAUAGGUGUAACCGCUAGCGUCUAUAAUAGAAGUAGGGUCACAAUAAAAAGUACAAAAGCUGCCCUAACGGAGACAAUUACAUACUUGUCAAGAGGCAAAGUUGUACAAUGUGAAAAGAGAGAGCUAGCUUCACUAACAAGGGGUAAAAUAAGACCAGGGGAGAAGGACGAAUGGGUAAACGAGCAAUUGUACAUCCCACCUUUACCACCUACGAACCUUAGGGGCUGUCAUCUUAUCAAAAUAGACUAUGACGUAUUUUUCAUUGUUGAGCCAAAAAGCUUGCAGAAAGAGGUGAAACUUCAGCUACCGAUAGUAAUGGCAACUUAUCCUCUACGGUCCGAAGAUGAUAAUGCUGCCUAUAAGCCUGGAACCCACUAUCCCUCAACCUUACCCAUUUUCAGACCUUGGCUUGAAGAUAAACCAAUUCAAGAGUAACAAUAUUUUAGAUUCUCAUAUUUUUAACACUAAACGCGCAUUUUGCUCAUAAUGACGUGAGUAGUCGUCCGUAUUUUCGGACAGUCCAGAACAUGUGACAUCGAAUUGUAUAAUGCUGAUCAUAUGAUACAAUAUGGUAAUAAUAUGCUUGUUAGUAGUGGAAAAAGUUCUAAACAUACUCCGAUAGGGAAGGCGUUCAUAUCCUGGUUCGCCUUUCGUACUAGGUAUGUAAUAUACUACUGAAUACGUCAUUAUUAAGAAACAGCGAUUAUGACGUAUAAAAUGGAACAGGUCAAAACUUAUUACUAUUCUCAAAGAUGUUACCUUAUAGGAGGUUGUUAAGAACUUUUCCAGAGUCGUUGCUGAACUUUCAUACACUUUGAACUUCAACGAAUUGUCGAAGUAUAAGCUGGAAAAUGCUUAUAACUUUAUAAUUAUAUCUUCAAACUGUAUCUAUUACCUAUCAAGAGAAUUGGGCCUUGUAGAUGUUCACUGUACCAUAUAGUCACCAUGAAUCGGUAACUGAACAUGUCAGAGGUUUUGAUACUAAACAUGACUAUUGUUAUAUGUAAUGAAGUAUGAAGGUGCUAUAAGAGUUGCUAAUGCAAGAGUAAAGAACUGCCAUAUUUUAAUAGGUUAUAAGUGAUUCUGUAAAUAUACUAAGAUUUUUAUUAAUAAAACCUGCAAGAAGUUA
This is a messenger RNA of Acanthoscelides obtectus, 2041 nucleotides long. Lineage: Eukaryota; Metazoa; Arthropoda; Insecta; Coleoptera; Chrysomelidae. The record is from the annotation of a GenBank genome assembly.